GGUGCAAGACCAUAAUUCACCCGCACGCACGCAUGGCCAUUCUUUUAUAUAUAUAAUAUAAACACUCUCGCUUUCCAAUACUAUUGUUCAGUUUUACACGAAGACGUAGUACAAAAGACACACAUGACACACUAGAGAAAAGAAAAGAAAACAAACACAUAAAGCCAUUUCCUUAAUACUUACAUAUUUAUAAACAAAUUUAUAAUGUUUCUGCCGUGUUUUUCUCUGUCACUCUCACUUGUUCUGUUUAUAUAAUUUUUUUUUCCACUCUUUGUUUCUUUUACAUGAACAAGAUCUACUUGCAAUUCCAUUGAUCUCUUUUUGCAGCUUUUGACGUUCUCAGACCCAACACUACAGCUCUCUCUUUUCUUCUUCUUUUUCUCUCCUUAUAAUAAAUCCCCUCUUUGAUCUGUGACUAGGCUACUACACUAAGUAAGACUCGAGUAUGGAUAAGUGGGAGAAAGAAACGAACCCACGAAGGAGAAGAACUCCAUCUUUCUCUUCCUCUCUUCUAGACGUUAUCUACCGUUCGAUUGACGAAUCAAAGGGUGGUGGUGAUCACGAACAAGAGGGAGAGGAAGAUAGGAGUGGUUAUGCUACUACUACUACUAGAGUAGUUAUGAAGAAGAAACAGAAAGAAGAGAAAGAGAAAAACAAUCUCAGGCGAGCUAUGAUGAUCGAGAAUUGGGUCGAGAAACAGAGCGUUCAAAGUUCUACGCUUUCGACUUCGGCCUCGAGCUCUUCGGCCGACUCAAGCUCCGGUGCUCUGUGGUCUUCCUCCGAAACAGAGUCAACCCAAAACCACAGAUCCAAAACGAAGCCGUUUCGAGCCACUACUGGAGUAGCGGUCUCUUCUGAUCAAUCCAAGAAAAAGGUCACAUCCACCCAGUUUGACCAGAGGAGUUCAGAUAAAAGUCAGCAGAAGAAGACCGCGAAGCCGGAGAAUGGUGGGUUUUCGAAGACGAAGCUGAAGGCUUUGAAAAUCUAUGGCGAACUGAAAAAAGUGAAGCAACCCAUUUCUCCAGGGGGUCGUAUAGCGACCUUUAUUAACUCUAUUUUCAAUUCGGGCAACGUUAAAAAGGCCAAAAUGUGUUAUGUUGGAGCGGUUGAGGAUGUCACUUCGGAGAAUAUUUCCAAGUCGGCUUGUUCCACUGCUUCGACUAUCUCUAGGUCUUGUCUGAGCAAAACGACAACGUCUUCUAGAGCCAAACACACCCUAAAUGGUGCCAAAAGGUCCGUCAGGUUCUAUCCCGUAAAUGUGAUUCUAGGCGAGGAUAAGUGUGUUUAUGAACAAGACCCCAGUUUAAUGCCGUUGUCCGCCAUUAGAGGCUUUGUUAGAAGCUCUUCGUUGAAAGAAGAAGAAUCGAGAAAAGAGAAGAAGAGUGUUGAAAGAGAAACUCGAAGUUUCCUCAGAGGUUUCUGUGACGUUAAUGGUGAAGCUGACGACGAAGAAGAAGAAGAAGAAGAAGAAGACGACGACGACGAUGAUGCUGCUGAGAGCUAUUCGAGCUCUGAUCUCUUUGAACUAGAUCAUCUUGUUGGGAUUGGAAGAUACAGAGAGGAACUUCCUGUUUAUGAAACUACUAAUCUCAAAACUAAUCAGGCCAUUGCUAAUGGUUUGAUCUUGUAAUUUUUUUUUUUUUUAAUUUUCAAAACCCAAAAAAGGGAAGUAAAAAAAUGGCAGUGUAAGUUGAUGGUUUAUUUUUGGGAUUGAAUUCAUGAACAAGUUAUAUUCUUUUACCUUU
Molecule: messenger RNA, 1745 nt
Organism: Humulus lupulus (European hop)
Lineage: Eukaryota; Viridiplantae; Streptophyta; Magnoliopsida; Rosales; Cannabaceae
Product: protein BIG GRAIN 1-like B
Exons: 1
Coding region: 446-1630 (394 amino acids)
Biological process (GO): auxin-activated signaling pathway
Source: RefSeq, a predicted model, not a curated record